Molecule: messenger RNA, 4087 nt
Organism: Ctenopharyngodon idella (grass carp)
Lineage: Eukaryota; Metazoa; Chordata; Actinopteri; Cypriniformes; Xenocyprididae
Gene: cpn1
Product: carboxypeptidase N, polypeptide 1
Exons: 9
Coding region: 2144-3664 (506 amino acids)
Biological process (GO): proteolysis
Molecular function (GO): zinc ion binding; metallocarboxypeptidase activity
Source: RefSeq, a predicted model, not a curated record
AGAGGCCGACUUCAUUUGUGUUCCGAAGAUUAACGAAGGCCUUACGGGUGUAGAACGACAUGAGGGUGAGUAAUAAAUGACAUUAUGUUCAUUUUUGGGUGAACUAACCCUUUAAUUUCGACAUUGAUACGUAAUUCGAGUCACAAACCGCUCCGAGUAUAACGUCACGGGUUUCCAUCUCUUCCAAAUUACGGUAGUUAUGGCGUGAAUGCAGUAUAAUCUCGUUGUUUUGGUUCAGGAGGAACUGUAAAACGUGGCUGCUGUUUUGAUUGCGGUUGGUGCUCGUGACUGGCGCCUACGCCCACCCCGGGGGGAAACAAUCCAACCCUCUCCGUUGACUUUGUAUUGUGAAGCUACCUCCUUGUCAUUUCUUGCUUCUAACAAAAGACAGAACAAUGUCUAAAAGCUGCUGUGUGACAGGGUGUACAGCAAACAAGCUAAAAACCCAGAACUAAGUUGUUAUAAGCUACCGAACCGUAAAAGCCAGCCUUUAAGUGGGUACAGACAAUAAGACGUGAAGCAUCAGCAGGAAGAAUGGGUAAAUUGUAGUAUCCUGACACUCAGUAUGCCUCAGUAUGUGUGCAGUAAACAUUUUCUCACCUGUAAGUCAAAUAUCCAAAUGUUAGUUUUAUAUAUAUUUCCUGUCGCUGAUAGUGCUUUCAGUGCAUCGUUACAAUGACAAAUUUGAGCAUACAAUUUAAAAUAUACCUAAAAUAUAUUUUAAAAUAAGUACACUUACAUUUAAGUACACUUGGCGUACUACCAAAGGCAAAUAACUCAAAUGUACUGUAUUAACAUCCAUUACACUCUCUGUUCAGAUCAACCACUUGACAUUUUGUGCAGAUAAAAAAAAAAUUCACAUACUGUUUUUCAGCUACUAUAUAGUAGGCAAGUAUGGAUAGAUGCAACCAUAGUAAACACAAAGUCAGCAUGAAACAAAAGUUGUGAGCACCUUUUCUUCCCUAUUAUGAUGUAUAGCCUAUCCGAGUGAAAUCGCUUCUCUAAAGAGAGAAACAAAUGUAGGACAGAACUUGAUUUUGUCCAUCAGGAAUUGAUUGGAUUGUUGGAUCGCUGGCAUUAAUUGCCGCAAUCUCACGUGAAUGACAGUUUGCAUGAAGGGCAGGAUUAUUGUCCCGCCUUCGUUAAGAUGCAAGGUGAAUGUGAAGAUAGUGAAUUGAAGAAAAUAAUAAUGUACACAGAUAAGUAAUUUUUUAUGCACUAUUCCAUAAAAAAUAAAAACCAUCAGUUUUUAUUUCAUGAUGCCUUUAACUUCCUCUUCUUCUUGCAGUGACAUCUCUUCUCUGAUGACCUGUCACUCACAUGAGAUCAAUAGCAAACCACAACAAUCCAACGAAUCCAAUCAAUUCCUGAUAGACAAAAUCAACAUUUUUUCUUGUUCUAAAAGUAGUUUCACUUGGAUAUACAUUACAAUAGGGAAGAAAAGAUUAUCUCAACUACAAUUUCAUGUAAACUUUAAGCCAAAUGGCUAGUCUGGCAAUAGCAAUGGUAGUCGGUAAUGACACAAACACAGUAGUAAACAGCCUGCUUGUUCAGUCAAUGCAAAAGGUGUUACAUCUCCACCCGUGGUGUUAUUGAGAAUGAAUAUAAAUUCAGUUACAAAGCAACAACUGCCGUACUAACAUCCAGGUUAUAGUGAGUGUGACGGACAGCAGCUCCUGGGGUUUAUAGUAGAGGUGUUGGGAGGAGGGCCUCAGGGGGCCAGUUCCACAGCGCUCAUUUGAAACCUUUGGUCCCCCAUGGUCUGUUUUCCCAGAAUGCCCUGUAGAAACUCUAACCUCUCAGGCUCCAAGUGUGUUUACUCUGAGUUAAUGAAUGAGCUAGUGUUGGAGCGAAUGUGGGUGAGUAAAUGCUAAUCACAUCCCUUUCCCCCAAAAUAAAGCCUCCAUUUCGCCCCUUUCCUGUUUGCUUUUAUUCCCCUUUAGUUAAAUCAUCAGUAAUCACGCUUUUAAAAGCUAGUCAGAGACUAACCGCAGGUCAGGAAUGAAACGUUCGACUAGCACUGCCAGAAAAACACAAGAGGGGGGAAGUUUAGUGUGUGAGGAGUGUAAAGCCAAAGUUGAGGUGUCAUAUUUGAUGUCAACUCUCACUUCUCCAACAAUGCCAAUUGAGUAAACACACACAAAUGGUAUGGGUGAGGGAAUCAAGAGAGUGGGAGGAGGGGCCGUCCUUACUUGCUCUUCUAAGCGGGAGUGAGAGGAGGUCCAGAGGGAGGAGGCAAAUGGGGAGAGCAGGAUUGAGAAAGAGAGUAAGGAAAAGAAGUGGCGCUCUGUUUGCGGAGCAGUCUGGGACCAUGCUGUCAGGCAGCUCUCUGAUCUGGAUUGGGGCGCUGCUUCUGGGGCUCGAGGCUUUGCUGACUGGGGCGUCUGACUUCCAGCACCAUGGUUAUGAGGAGAUGGUGAGGGCUCUUUUUGCUGUCCAAAGCGAAUGCUCCUACAUCACUCGCAUCUACAGCAUCGGUCGCAGCGUGGAGGGACGGCACCUAUAUGUCCUGGAGUUCAGUGAUAAUCCUGGCAUCCAUAAAGCAUUGGAGCCAGAGUUCAAGUACGUUGGGAACAUGCAUGGGAAUGAGGUGCUCGGCAGGGAGCUGCUCAUCUACUUAGCCCAGUUCCUGUGUGAGGAAUACAGGGCAGGAAACGAGCGAAUCACGCGCCUCAUCCACGACACACGGAUCCACAUCCUUCCUUCGAUGAACCCGGAUGGAUAUGAGGUGGCUGCCAGGCAGGGUCCAGAAUUCAACGGCUACUUAGUGGGACGUGGAAACGCAAAGGAGGUAGACCUGAACCGCAACUUCCCGGACCUGAAUGCUCUGAUGUACUACUACGAGAAGCACAAUGGCCAAAACCACCACCUGCCACUGCCAGAUAACUGGGAAUUACAGGUUGAGCCGGAGACUUUAGCAGUGAUAAAAUGGAUGCAGAAUUAUAACUUCAUUCUGUCAGCGAACCUCCACGGUGGAGCUGUAGUCGCCAAUUACCCCUUCGAUAAGUCUCGCGAGCCCCGGAUAAGAGGCAAAACAACAUACUCGGCCACCCCUGAUGAUAAAAUAUUCCGAAAGUUGGCAAAGACGUACUCUUAUGCCCACAGCUGGAUGCAUAAGGGCUGGAAUUGCGGCGAUUACUUUGAUGAAGGAAUCACAAAUGGAGCCAGCUGGUACUCUCUUUCUAAGGGGAUGCAGGACUUCAACUACCUCCACACAAACUGCUUUGAGAUCACUCUGGAGCUCAGCUGUGAUAAGUUUCCUCCAGCAACAGCUCUCGCCAGUGAGUGGCUGGCCAACAGAGAGGCUCUGGUGUCUUACAUGGAGCAGGUUCACCAUGGGAUAAAAGGCAUGGUUUUUGAUGAGAACAACAACCCAAUUAGCAAUGCUGUGAUCUCGGUGGCAGGCGUAAACCACGAUAUCACCAGCGGGACGGAUGGAGACUACUUCCGUCUGCUCUUGCCGGGCACCUACACAGUGACGGCUUCUGCAAUAGGUUACCAACCAUUUACCAGCAUGGUGACAGUGGGACCAGCUGAAGCUGUACAGUUGCAUUUCUAUUUGAAAGUUCAACCAAAAGGGACAAACUUGAACAUAAAAGGUUAUCCCAACAAGAAGGGCCCAUCGACGGCUAAGAUUCCUCCUACCAACCUUGGCCCAAGAUAAAGAGCAAGGACUCUUCUCUUAACACAGACAAAACAAGUCUUUACUUUUUAAACUGAAGAACAAUAAAGGGAAACAUGGACUCUCACUGUGACAAAUCUCACCUUCCUAUGUCAUAUAGGUUCUUUGUUGUUUGUAUAGAUGCGUAAAAGUGUGGGAAAUCCAUAUUUUGCUCUCAUGUUCUUGUGGAGCUUAAAUAUAUAUGUAUGUUAUAUAAAGGCUUUGAUUAAAAGAACAGGAAGAAGUAGGUAUUGUAAACAAAUAUUUCUCUUUUUAUGAGAAAUUAGUCAUAGAUUAAUGAAGACAUUUAGAUGGAAUGUUACUGGAAAUUAUGUCUGAAUAUGAUAAGAAGUCAAUCGGUAUAAGAUUAAUUAUCACCUAUGUGGAAAAUAAUAAUAAAAUAAACAUUUUAUCAUUUAAAAUAAA